GUGAGUUAGAUUUUUGUGAAGCUAUUGAUUCCUGCACUCUCACCACUUUGCUGUUUCUUUUUGAGAGACUCCAGAAGAAAGAGAGAAGAAUGGAGAAGUGUAAUUCUAAUUCCAGCAAAAGGAACAGGAAUAGAAUGGUUUUAGAGAGAGGGGUUGUUGGGCUUGGAAUAGUGGCAGCCAUGAGUGUGAGCAACAUCAACAACUCCACUGAUGUUGUUUCCUCUGCUAAAGCUGCUGCAAACUUUCGAGGAAGCAGAAGCUAUGGCCUUUUCCAUGCUUCCCCUCUCAACACUGGAACUCCUUAUUUUCUCAACUCCUGCAACCUUUGCCACAAACAUCUUCAUGGGGUCGACAUCUUCAUUUACAGAGGCGAGAAAGCGUUUUGCAGUGCACAAUGUCGUGAGGAUCACAUUAGAAACUACGAACAUCACAAUAAUGCCCUCAGAUCCACCUCAUCUACUGUGUCUGUGCCUAUUCUUGCAGCAUGAACCAACAAACUUACACAACAUUAUAAUGAAUCAGAUGCAAACUGCUAUUACUGUGUCUGUGUGAUUCAAAGAUGAAAUUAAGAAUCAGCACCAUCAACCUCAAUAAAUGUCUUUCAAGCUAAGCUUGACAGUCCCUCACCCUGCCACGAAAAUCGAUGGAAUAUUAUAAACAUUACAAGUAUAUUCCCCAGUGAUGCACCUGUCUUUUUCAACUCUGCAUUCUCUUCCAUAUUUUUUGGAUUUAUCUUCUUCAUCCACACUGUAUGCCAAACUCACCAAAUAUGUCUUUCAAUUUCAUUAGAUUUUUUCUAUUUCAUUUCAACGGCUGUAUUUAUUGGGUUUUUUUAACAAGU
Molecule: messenger RNA, 841 nt
Organism: Vigna unguiculata (cowpea)
Lineage: Eukaryota; Viridiplantae; Streptophyta; Magnoliopsida; Fabales; Fabaceae
Source: RefSeq, a predicted model, not a curated record